AUGACACGAACCACCCGCCGUUCUGUAGAUAAAGAUCGUACAAAAGCCGAAGAAAUGCCCCCUCCUCCUCCUCCUCCACCUUCUGCGACUACUGCGACUGCUGCGACUGUUGUUGCUGCUCCACAAGCUAAACCUUCGACCAAACCCAUACUCGAAGUAUCAGAAGCCCCCAUCACAGUCCACAAACGUAUCCGAGCUCCCCUCCUCGAUAAAGUCUUCGAGAAAUCUUUAAAGGCCUCGUUAUCCGGUAUAACACCCGAAGCAUGGAACAAAUGUUUCCCUACACCUACAGUUAGACGUCCGGAGCAGAUGAAGGAAGUUAGAAAGAAGUUUUGCGAAAUCUACGAGUUGAAUGUUAGGAAAAACUUCCAAGAUAUGAUAUCCUCCAGGAAGUUACUAGCUUCCCUCGAUAACCUGGACAUCCUAAUAUCCGAAGCACAAACUCGUAAAGCUCGAUUUCUUGAAGAAAACCCCCAACCUCCCUUACCCAUGGACCCCCCUCCAAAACCUACACCCGUAGACAAAGAAAAUGGAACCGAUAAACCCCAGUCAGAAGAAAAACCCGCAGAAGCAAGCUCAACAGAAGUAGGAGUCAAGAAACCUGAAGAAAGAGAAGGAAAAGUAGCAGGAGAAGAAGCGAAUAAAUCCGGUGCUUCUCUACCACUACCGAUACACAACUUUACGCCCGAAGACCUCUAUAUGUCGCACCUACACCCUAUUCUCAAACUACAAUCUGCCAGGCUCGAGUCCUUAAAACAAGCACAGCAAUCUUCAAUAGAUGCAUUGAUUAAACGGCGAGAGGAGCAACAGGCAGAAAUGAAACAGCUAAUUGCGACACUAGAGAAGCGCCUAGGUGCGGUCGAUGAAGCUGCUCAGGGUGUCAAGGAGAUACUAGAAAUGGAUGCCGACGAAGAAAUGAUGGAAUAG
Orbilia oligospora ATCC 24927 is the source of this 927-nucleotide messenger RNA. RefSeq lists its product as uncharacterized. The record is from RefSeq and is a predicted model, not a curated record. The transcript has 2 exons. Gene Ontology annotation, cellular component: MIS12/MIND type complex. Bases 1 to 927 code for a protein of 308 amino acids. Gene Ontology annotation, biological process: chromosome segregation. NCBI's taxonomy places the organism in Eukaryota, Fungi, Ascomycota, Orbiliomycetes, Orbiliales, Orbiliaceae.